CCGUGGCAGGAUGAACAACUCACACGCACAGUCUCCGUUGGAGGAAAUGGACCCUGAGGAAUUCGAUGGUGGAAGAGUGGUGGCAUGUGUGAUACUUGGUCUGUCCUUCGUGGUCGGUGCUCCGGGCAACCUGCUUGUGAUCUGGACCAUCCUGAAGCAUGUGAAGCAGCGCUCCCACACAGUGGUUCUCAUCCUGCACCUGGCUGCUGCGGAUCUGGUGGUCCUCAUCACCCUCCCUCUCUGGAUCUACUCCCUCGCCCGGUCCUGGGUCUUUGGACAGACGUGCUGCAAAGCCAUGGUGUUCGUGAUAAACGCCUGCAUAUACAGCAGCGUUUUCCUCAUCACGCUCAUGAGCGUGGAGCGUUUCGUCGCCGUGCGUUAUCCUUUCGUCUCUGCAGUUUGGAAGAGGAAAAAAGCCCUGAAUAAAGUCCUGCUCGCUCUGUGGUCAGCCGCAUUCCUGUUCAGCAUACCCGUUAUUCCCACCGUCGGGGAGGACGACGGUACGGCGCACUGCCUGUAUCGUGAGUAUACUUCUGACACUCAGGAGCUGGUGUGUCUGCUGCUGGAGACUGUGGUGGGCUACGUGCUGCCCUUCACAAUCCUCGUGGUCUGUUACGGGUGCUUGUGCAGCCGCAUCACCCAGAUGACCUUCAGGUCCAAGCGAAAGUCCACCGUCUUGAUUGCAAGCAUAGUGGUUGCGUUCGCCAUUUGUUGGACACCACACCAAAUAGGAAACAUCAUCUCCAUAGUAAUCCUGGCGAUUAAACACUCAUACAAAGAUACAGCAGAGAGCCUGGAAACUGUUCAACAAGCCAUGGUUUUCAUAGCCGGAGCUUUGGUCUUCAUCUGCAGCAGCAUUAAUCCUGUCCUCUACAUGUUCGCGGCCCGCUCCUUUAGGGAGUCGCUGCGUGACACCGGCAUCCUGAAGCUCUUCCGCCACAUCUCCAGCACCUCGCCGGGUGAGGGAACCAGGGAGGUGUCCUUCGUGUCGAGGAGACAAAGCAAUCAGACAAACAGCUCUCAGUGUGUGACUGAAUCAAAAGAUCAAAUUAAUAUGUUUUGAAAGUGUGUGUAAAUAAUCCUUCCUCUUACACUGAAAGGUCUAAGUGCUUUUUUUGUGUAUUACUGUUUAUAAUGUACUAUUUUACUGUAUAAAAAAGGAAAUCAACAACGCAUCUUUAAUGAUCUAACCAGUGCAUUUUACGUUUAUUUUCCAUUGUUAAUUUAUUUAUGAAACUUUAUGAGUUAUGUAUUCUGUAUCCCUUGUGUCAAUGCCUUAUACCAUAAAAAAGCACAAAAUUUAUGUGUCGAAUAAAUGUUUUAAUUAAAGCCUUUUAUAAAAAUGGAGCCGUUUUCUGUUG
This is a messenger RNA of Fundulus heteroclitus (mummichog), 1361 nucleotides long. RefSeq lists its product as uncharacterized. The record is from RefSeq and is a predicted model, not a curated record. Bases 11 to 1063 code for a protein of 350 amino acids. Gene Ontology annotation, biological process: G protein-coupled receptor signaling pathway; immune response. Gene Ontology annotation, cellular component: membrane. NCBI's taxonomy places the organism in Eukaryota, Metazoa, Chordata, Actinopteri, Cyprinodontiformes, Fundulidae. Gene Ontology annotation, molecular function: G protein-coupled receptor activity. The transcript has a single exon.